Boeremia exigua is the source of this 3183-nucleotide messenger RNA. RefSeq lists its product as uncharacterized. The transcript has 4 exons. The record is from RefSeq and is a predicted model, not a curated record. Lineage: Eukaryota; Fungi; Ascomycota; Dothideomycetes; Pleosporales; Didymellaceae. The coding region runs from base 1 to 3183 and encodes 1060 amino acids. Gene Ontology annotation, molecular function: metal ion binding.
AUGCUCAAGCAGGAGCUUGGAAAGGAAGCCCUUCAACGCGAAAUCGACAAGAACAUAAAGGCUUACGAGGAGGCACGAGAAAAAGCAGAUGCCGUCAAAGAACUUAGACUUGCAAAGCGUGAGAAGCUACGCCGACAACUGCAGCGACGGAGCCGUACAGUCGUCCCUGAUAGUGACAGCAGCGACGACGAGCGCUUGGCCUCAAGACGAGCAGCAUCUUCUUUGUUUGUAGGGGAUUGCAGGCCAUCCAUCUCGCCUUCGAGAGUAAACAAGCCCGCACCCACACGACAAUCUCCUGUCGAGCGUAGACCACCUCUACAGCAGUCUUCCUCUGAAGAGGAUACUCCUUCAGAUUCAGAGAAGCUCAAUGAUGUGCCAUUGAGCGGAGAGCGGAGAAAGGAAGCUCCAUCUGAUGAACGUCGGAGCGCAGUCGAAAAGUCGAAGGACAGCCCCAGGCUGCCAACGAAGAAGCUGGGGGUUGUUGCACCCGCUACGAAGCUGAAGGCAUCGUUGGGCCGCGAGAAGCUGAAGCAGCAUUCGAAGUCAUCCACGAUAUCUACAGAGGGUCACGUCGUGACUGGAAGAUCUCUCACCUCCAAAACUACAAACGGCGCGCCCUCCAAAACGACCGUGAAUCGUGCUAUCAGAACUGCACCGCCAAAGCAGACUUCGCGCGCGAUCAAUUUCAUCGAUCAGCCUUUGGAGAAACAAAGGAGGGAGUUUUCGACCUCACAGCAGUACCGCAAACUAAAGUACAGAGGUCUUGCAAAUAAAAAAUCUCGUACUGAGGGCAUACCUGACUUCAGCGCACUUACCUUUAUGAAUGGACCGCCUCCUACGUUACCAAGAGCGGUAGCGUCACGACCAACUGACAAUCUUUACGGACGCCGUGAGACAGCAGGCCGUCGCAUUCAAGACACAGAUCAAGACGACCAACGACGUCGCGGGCUUACAGACGAGCCAACCCCUCUCGCGGAUUGGGAGAUCCAUAAGGUGCCAAUGAUUUGCUUUCAUUGGUACAGUUCAACAUGUCCUUAUGGCCAACAGGACUGUAAAUUCAUGCAUCGAACGGUCGACCCACAAGGAAAACCAUAUAUGAUGGGUGAUUACGAAGGACGAGUACCCCAAAAGUACCGAAGACCGCCUAUCACAUGCUCGUUCUGGUACCAUGGACGGCGCUGUAAGAAAACUGCAGAACAGUGUUUGUAUGCACACGAAGACACAGGGUGGGCAGAGCUCAAUGGAGCCCCAGUCCGAUUCGAACAUAUGCCUCCCGAGUCGGCUGUUCCAGCCGCGCGAGAUGGCCCAUCCUGGCUCAUGCCCAAGCAUCAAGAUCCCCCUAUCACAUGUUUGUUCUGGCUGAGAGAUCCUCGCGGAUGCAAUAAGUCGGAGGGAGAUUGCAAAUACGCUCACUGGAAUACCGGUUGGGCGCAUCCGAAGUCGGACCCCAAGGUCCCAGCAGAACGAAUAAGCCCUGAACAGUUGCCACGUGACCAGUCCCACAGAAGUUCACUCGAUACCUCAAAGCCUGCAUCUCAGAACGUUGCACCAAUCGACAACAAGUCGCUAACAUGUUACUUCUGGCUAAAUGGUCCAGGGGGUUGCGCAAAAUCUGCGGCAAACUGCAGCUUCGCACACAAUAACACUGGAUGGAUCAAGCCUUUUGGGCAAGGGAACCAUCCGAAGCCCGAGCGCAUCGAUCCAAGAAGGAUGCCUCAAUUCCGUAAAUAUGACCCAACAGAGGCAUCUCAGAUCCAGAAGGGCCUAAGUAAACCCUCUACACAAACGGUGUCCUCACGUUCCGUCGACGACAACCACGACCGCUCGCCCACAGAUAUAUCAAGCGAUGUGGUUCAGGUUUUCGAUCGGCAACACGUGCGCAGCCCACUUGCGUUGCAGGUUGCCUCACACGAAGAGACAGCGACCGCUAUAACACCAUCAUCUCAGCUCAGAAGCAGAAUCGAGAGGUUUUGGAAUCUAGACAUUGUUGAGAUGUUCAACUCCGGUGUACCAGGCGAUAACAGUACGCUGGAGAGACAUGCAAUGAUGCUGUACCACCCCGAGGAACAUGAAGAAGAAAUCGAGCUGAUUACGCGUUGGCUAUUGAUGCAUGGUGUCAAAGUCGCUAACCUUUGGUAUGACGGGGCAUGGGGUCAGUUUCGAGAAGAUGUGGCUGAGUACAAGUCUGGCGUCAUAAUUGUGCAUCCAGAUUUCGACCACUACAUCGACCUUCCUGGUUUUGGUGACGUGCUCAAGGAGCGGGUACGUGUGUGGUCUGUUGGACUGCAACCACCAGCUUCGUUCGACAAUGGUGUUGAUCAAACUCCACCUGAGCUGCAACAUGAUCGCAUCGGCGUAUUCCCUCAUGGUGGCUUCAUUUACAUCACCGACGAUGUCUUCGAGAAAGAGCCGCAGCUAGCACUACGUAUCACCAAGCUCUUCUUCGCCAAAAUCGAGCAGUUGCGCAGCCGGGAUGGACCUGUCUCGUGGUGGCAAGAGGUAGAUGACGCGUGCUUACUAUGGCGACUUUGCGUUCGCCCUGAAUUGAUGGAGUAUCUGUACGAAGCAUGUGCAGAGAAUGCGGAAGAGCUAGCAGCGGGAAAUCCUGACCAUCUAUGGCGAGUUUAUUCGAAUCCUCUGGUACCUGUUGCCUUUGCUGACUGUUCUUAUAGUCGCUUCGAGCUGUAUCAGCUGCUCACCUCAACAAACUACAUUGAGCAAGAUCACCCUGCCGAACCGCUCAGCCCUGUCCAAGACAAAUACCCCAUACUCUCCGAACGUCGUGAGAUAGCCGAAGACCCAACCCUCGACUAUUUCAACCGCCGAGCUCAUAGCCGGGAAGACGCAAACACCCACAUGAUUGGAUACUAUGCAGCUAUGCAGGCUACCGACAUGCGACGCGCCUACCGCCAGUUUUACGUUGUGCAUACGGAACCUGAAGCGGCGUGCGCGCAGCAGUGGAAGGCGAGCAUACACAACAUCGCUGAUGUCAUAACGCCAGAGCAGUGUUGCAACGAAUUUAGCAAAGCAAGCAAAGACAGCUUGUUUGACUUCCUGGACUGGGCCAUGGGACCAAAGGAGGGUACUGAGCAGGAUGGGCUUGAAGAGGGGGAAUUGGGCGAUGCGCCUAUGGAGUUUUCGCCUACGAAAGAGAUACAUGAAGUUGAGCACACGGCCUACUAG